CGCAGAGCGGCGGCGGGCACGGAAGCGGCGGGGCCGGGAGCUGGCGGCGGCCGGAGAGGGGGCAGGUGCCAGAGCCGCCCACCGCCGCUGCCCGCGGGGCGGGGGCGCCCCGGCAGAGCCCCCCGGGCCCUAUGGUGCCACGGCGGGACCCGCACCCCGCUCGCCGCCUUCCGACGGGCCCCGCGGAGCGGCGCGGGGCAGCGCAGCCCGCCGGCCCCGGGAAUCGGCGGGCAUGAGGAACCUGCCGAUCCUCCUCCUCUCGCUCUGCUGGAGCCUGGGGCGGGUGAAUGGUAUCCAUCCAGAAUGCAGAUUUCAGUUGGAGAUUCACAAGGAGGAAACAAGGUGCAUGGAACUUCUAAAGAGUGCAAAGCCAGUGGACUACAACGGAUGUGUUGGAGUUUGGGAUAACAUCACCUGUUGGCGUCCUGCAAAGAUUGGAGAGACUGUCACUGUCCCUUGCCCAAAAGUGUUUAGCCUUUUUUCUGGAAAACCAGGAAAUAUUAGCAAAAAUUGUACAAGUAAUGGAUGGUCAGAUAUUUUUCCUGACAUCUUAAGUACUUGUGGAUAUAAUGACUAUGAAGAUGAUUACAAGGUCAACUUCUAUGUGAGGGUGAAAGCAAUUUAUACGCUUGGACACAGCGUAUCUCUGAUUGCUCUUACAACAGGGAGUAUAAUUCUUUGCCUUUUCAGAAAACUUCAUUGUACUCGGAACUACAUCCAUCUGAACCUGUUCCUCUCUUUCAUUCUAAGAGCAAUCUCUGUUUUAGUCAAGGAUGAUAUUCUCUAUUCCAGCUCCAACACAGCUCACUGUCCAGAGGAUCAAACCUCAUGGGUGGGCUGCAAGGCAAUUUUGGUAUUUUUUCAAUAUGGUGUUAUGGCAAACUUUUACUGGCUCUUAGUUGAAGGACUUUACCUCCACAUCCUCCUUGUGCUAAUAUUCUCCCCCAACAGACACUUCACAAUCUACUUGCUGAUAGGAUGGGGAAUUCCUACCAUAUUCAUUAUUACUUGGACAGUGACACGGAUCAUUUUAGAGGACACUGGUUGCUGGGAUACAAAUGAGCAUGGUGGUCCCUGGUGGGUUAUACGAAUACCAAUUUUAAUUUCUAUUAUAGUGAAUUUUAUACUUUUCAUUAGUAUUAUAAGAAUAUUACUGCAGAAGUUAAGAUCUCCAGAUGUUGGAGGAAAUGACCAAUCACAGUACAAGAGACUUGCAAAAUCCACAUUGUUGCUUAUUCCGUUAUUUGGAGUUCACUACACAGUGUUUGCUCUAUUUCCUGACCGCAGUUCCAAUAAUUAUAAAAUAAUCUUUGAGUUGUGUUUGGGAUCUUUUCAGGGAUUGAUUGUUGCAGUCCUGUAUUGUUUUUUGAACAGUGAAGUGCAGGGGGAGCUGAAAAGAAAAUGGCGCAGUUUGUGUUGGAAGCAGACAGCAGGAAGGGAUUACAGACUCCACAGCUCUUCGAUUUCUCGAAAUGGAUCAGAAAGUGUUUCUCAGCUCCACCGGAAUUCAAGGGCUCACUCGUUUAUGCAGACAGAGACCACCAUGAUAUAAAUGAGCUAGGUCCCCCAAAACGUGAAAAACUGUGGAAUAUAUCAUUCAUUAUGCAGCUUGAUGUGAUAUUUUAUAAAAUGUACAGUUUAGUGCUUUGCUUUUCUACAUGUUGGUAUUUGGGAAAUUGGUUUGUGCUGCCGACCUGUUAAUAACAGAGAACCCUGCCCCAUGGAUGCAUUCUAUUUUGUUUAAAUGGUGUUCAUAUUGAUUCUGGUGUUCUCUUGCAGUUUACUAGCCAUAAGAAUUCAGCAGCUCAUUUUCCAUAAUGAUCCCUCUACCCUCCAGUGUGGCUCCAAGAUUGAUGCAUGGUAUCCUGCUCAAUGCAGACUGCUUUGGCAUAUGUUGUUAGGGUUAAGAUGGGAAGCAAGAAAAUUUCUUACACUUUGUUUAUACUUAAGGAAACAUUUAUUUCCUUAAGGAUAAGGAAAUUCUUUUCUGAGUAUGGAAAAUACAAUAAAAAUAAAGAAAUCUAAGACUAUAAUUAACCACAGUGGGAGUUCAGAGUGCUAAUCCAGGAAAUCAUGAACAUUACUUAUACAGAGAGUAAAAGGUUGGCUAAUUGUAUAAAUUUCAAAGAUUACUUUAUACAGAAUUUGAUUCUAAUCCUGUUGUUACUUUCAAAAGUGCCUAGUUUUAAGUUUAGGUGCAGAAAGUAGGGCUAUAUUUACAGUCCAACAGAAAAGACUACUAUAAAAGUUUUGAUUAAAACUUCAGCAUCUUCCAAUAGUGAUGUUCCAAUCACCAGUUCUCUUCUGUUUAAAGUGAGAGGUUUUUGUCAAUCUUUCAUUAAGCAAUUUUCUAAAGAGGUGUUUUAUUUGUCAAGCAGCCUCACAUAGGAAUAACAGCCUUGGAUUAAUUAACCAUUUCAAUUAACCGUUAAAAAUACCAUUUUUAUGUAGUAUUUUCCUUAAAAUAUAUCUCUAGAACUACAUACUUGGCAGCUAAAACAAGGAAUAUUGCAAUGAAGUUACAACUCCCAUUUAAGGAAUAAAGUAAAUUCUUUUAGUCUUAUUUAAUUCUGUAUCUAUCUGAGAUGAUUUAAAAUUUAGUCCUGACAGUGAUUCUAGAAAAAAAAAAUUGAGCAGAAUCCCUAAAAAUUACCAUAAAAGGCAUAAAGAAGGAGUUCUUAACAAUGCCAAGCCUCUCAUGCAACCACAUUUUUCAAAAAAAGAGAUAGAACUCACAGAGUCUUACAAAAAUACACAGAACAUCUGCACUCUUUAAAAGAAAUAAUCCAAAUGAUGUUUACUUCCCAUGUUACUUUUAACCAUGUCCACUAUUCAUAAUGUGUGGGAACAACAAAUAUUGGCAUGAGUGCCUCCAUAAAGGCAAUUGCCCUUUUAUUUCAGACAACAGAUUGUAUGAAGCUGGCAGAAUUUAAGGUCUUGUCAGAUAAAGGCAAGAACAGGAUCAAGGGCAUUUCUUGGCAGGCAUACACGUACAUUUUUGAAAAUAUUACCAAUAUUGGGAAUAUUGUUAGCAGCCGUCAAAGUGUCCCUACAAAUCUGAUUUAAUCUAGCUAUUUAUCAGUCAAACACAAUUUAUUUUCGUGGGAUUACUCCAGAGAGAUACAAAGUUUUGUCAGACCAAAGAUAGAAAAGGCGUCAUGGUUCUCACGGGUUCUGAAGAACAGGUAAUGUGGUAAAUGUUACAUGGCACCAGUCUUUACUCAGUAGGUAUCAUUUGAGUUAAACAAUAACCACUUCAUGAAUUGCUACUUUGCCAAACUUGACUUUAAGGAAACUAUUGAUCACCUCCAGUCAUUCAGGGUGUUUUCUGCUGUCAACUGGUGAAGUAGUUAUGAGAUUCUAGAUGGAAGUGGGCUGCACAAAGGCAGCCCCAUGGGGGUCUAAAGAUACACCCCUACAUAUAUAUUUAAACUAAAUAUAUUCCCAAAGGCUUUAGAUUCAGAAACCAUUACUAAACUUUAGUAAUUUUCCUGGAUCUCUGAACAACCUUCUCACAAACUCUUUAUUGCAAAUUAUUAAGAGCCAUUGGAGCUUUAGGGGUUGCUUUCAUACCUAAAUUAAACACAUCUGUGCACUUUAGGCUUCUUUGUCUGAAGUGGCAUUGUGACUGCUCAGUUCCCUGAGGUGUGAUGUGCAGGAUGUUCUUUUUUUCCCCAAAUUUCAAGGGUAGAAAGGCACAUGUGACAAGCAUUAAAGCAUGCUCACCUUUUUGCUCAAAUGAGGUUAUAUGAGAGAAUUAACACAGAGACAGAAUGAUGGUGCAGAAACAGGGGUUUCAAACAAUCAUUUCCAUCAGUCUGUUCUGCAUGAUGCAUCAUCAAUUAUACAUGUUUAUAAUACAUUGUAUCCUAGAGAAACCCAUCUUUGUUCUAAUUAGAUGAGCAUGGGGAAAACCUGCAUUUUAAUUAUUUCUGGAUUAUAACACAGAAGAGCCUUAAUAAGAAAACACAUUUUAAGUUGCAACAAAACAGCAUUGUGUCCUUUAACAGGUUGCAGAUGCAUUUGGACUUGAUUCCACUUUUCAGGUAGGAUGUAAUGCCAUAUGAGACAAGUUGCACCAGUGGGAGAACAGAGAUGGUAUCACUAAGUUUGUAAAGGACUAUGUGGAUGUACAAAGAAUGUCACACAGAGGAGAGAGGGGCUGCAUACAUUUUUCUUUCACACAGGGGAAAAGUACAGAACUUUGUAAAGCCUCAUCCCUCUAUUGAUAAUCUCAAUACAGAAAGGAUACUUUCUGAGAGACAGCUUAACUUCAUAGUGCUUUGUGGAAGCAUUAUCAUGGCAGUAAAGGUCCAGAGGGCACUGUGCUCACUUGCUUUAACUCCCCAAAAAUUUCUGAUUUCCAAACAAUUUUAUGCAAAAUUACAGCAUCAACCCUCUCAUCACCUCUUUGACUUCCAGUUGCCUUUUCAUGUACAGAUACACAUCAUAUUGAAAUGUAUGCAAAAGGUGCAGAACAGUUUGAGAAAUCUGGAACUUGAUUUCACUUGUAUUUUACAUCUUUACCACACCCAGAACAAGAUAGCUUCUCACGGCUUUGUCUUUCACUGCAUUUUGCACAGGAGUAUGGAAUUAAACAUUUUUGCUCUGUGCUAUGGUGACUCUUAAGAGUCAAAAGAACAAUGCAAGGAAACAUCAUUUGGCCUUCUGUCAUCCCCAAAUCUAGAUCUUGCUCAUUCCCAGCAGCAUGAGGGGAGGAAGUAGAGGCUGCAAACAAGCGUAACCUUUUUCUGCACAUCCUUGUCAUGUAGUUUUCCUUCCUUUCUUUAUUCCUUUACUGCCUUUCUCCCUUUGGUUGCAUCAGGGUCCAAGCUGAGUUGUAAAGUCUUCAGAGAAGGGAACCUGGUUCUUUUUAUCCCCAUUGAAAAGCCAGUAGCACACCUUGUAGUUACUGAACAAGAAUGAUAAUACAGUUCACUCUCUGGUACUGUGGUUGGUUGUACUUUAUCUUCCUUGGAGGCACCACUCAUUAUGUGUGAUUUCUGUCAGCAUUAACUGCUGCUGGUGCCUGAGGAGCACAGUAACAGUUUGCUUUCUAGUUACUAACCAUUAUUAAAAUCUAAAUAUAUAGCACACAUUGAGUUAAAUUUUCCUCUGCUGAGUCCAUUUCAGCCAGGUGUUCCGUAAAUGUGGGAGAAAUUCAUCUGACAUGGUUUUGGUAUCUAGAAGCUGGAUAUCUGCCUCUGAGUUAAAGAUUCCUUUUAAGUGCCUUCCAUAGUCAUCUUAGGGAAAUAGGCACUAUUUAAAGAUUAUUCAUUCCCUGUUCAACUGGGCAUCUAAGGUGGGUAAGCUGCAUGACCUUUUUUUCUGCAUUCACUAUAAAAGAAGCCCAGGACAUCUGGCUAGUACUUAAAUUAAUCAUUCUACGUCUAAAAUGAGGCAAGAUGAAUCUCUCCAGAAGAGAUCAUUCAGUCAUCUGGGUAAUA
Molecule: messenger RNA, 5447 nt
Organism: Chiroxiphia lanceolata (lance-tailed manakin)
Lineage: Eukaryota; Metazoa; Chordata; Aves; Passeriformes; Pipridae
Gene: VIPR2
Product: vasoactive intestinal peptide receptor 2
Exons: 13
Coding region: 233-1552 (439 amino acids)
Biological process (GO): cell surface receptor signaling pathway; adenylate cyclase-modulating G protein-coupled receptor signaling pathway
Cellular component (GO): plasma membrane
Molecular function (GO): peptide hormone binding; vasoactive intestinal polypeptide receptor activity; G protein-coupled peptide receptor activity
Source: RefSeq, a predicted model, not a curated record